Messenger RNA from Cladophialophora yegresii CBS 114405, 441 nucleotides. RefSeq names its product 60S ribosomal protein L20. The coding region runs from base 1 to 441 and encodes 146 amino acids. Gene Ontology annotation, molecular function: structural constituent of ribosome. Gene Ontology annotation, cellular component: cytosolic large ribosomal subunit; ribosome. Gene Ontology annotation, biological process: translation. The record is from RefSeq and is a predicted model, not a curated record. The transcript has 2 exons. Lineage: Eukaryota; Fungi; Ascomycota; Eurotiomycetes; Chaetothyriales; Herpotrichiellaceae.
AUGCGCAUUUUCGCACCCAACACCGUGGUCGCCAAAUCCCGCUUCUGGUACUUCUUGUCCAAGCUCCGCAAACUGAAGAAAUCCACCGGCGAGGUCGUCUCCUUGAACGUCAUCCACGAGAAGCGGCCCUUGAAGGUCAAGAACUUCGGCAUCUGGAUCCGCUACGAUUCAAGAUCCGGCACCCACAACAUGUACAAGGAGUACAGAGAGAUGAGCCGUACGGACGCGGUCCAGGCAUUGUACCAGGAUAUGGCGGCGAGACAUCGGGCUCGUUUCAGGAGCAUUCACAUCCUCAAGGUCGUCGAGAUCCAGGACGCCAACGACGUCAAGCGACCAUACAUCAAGCAAUUGAUCACGCGCAACCUCAAAUUCCCACUGCCUCACCGCAACAGCAAGUCGAAGAAGCUGUUCACGCCCAAGCGACCCUCUACUUUCGCAUAG